AUGUCUCACAAUAACGGGAUAUUGCUGGCAUUGGAUACCGUACCACAGUCGCUGUCUCGUGUGGUCAAACCGUGUUUUGUUAUUCAAGAAAUGUCCAUCAACAAGACAACCAAGCAUAUAUAUGCGUACAUGGUUACGAGUAAAAACAAUUUGAUAUUUGCUCGAGUACGAGUGGUUGGUAUACAUCGUCUCAUGGUUGUCAUUAAAACGCCAGUCUCUUUUACCCAAGUAUAUCCACAAAUACAACUUGAUCACUCAUCUACUGUCCAGGGUUUUUCAACCAGAGUGCCUCAAGCGAGGCCAGUUCAAGACCAAAUCGAAACUUUCCAUUCCACCAACUCUCCAGCUCAUGAGCUGGAUAUAUUUAUCGAAACAGUGCCCCCAAUAAUUAUACCCGAUACUACCGAUGCUGCUCUAGAUGAAUCCAGUGAAUGGAGUAUCAUUCAUGGGAUUGUUGCUUUGCACAUUGUGCUGCUCUUUGCCUGGAUUCUGAAAAUUGUACAGUCUAAAUCCAGCUGGAGAUUCAGUAAAAUACAAAAUGAAGUUGUCAACUCUGUCGAGUUUAAUAUCAGUCUUUUGAUUGAAGUUGUUAUUAUGGGAGAGUGGGAGUCGGUUGAACCUCGUAAAAGCUCAAAGUCGUUUCUGAGCCAUCACCAGGACAAGACGUUUGCAAGUCCAAAGAAAGUUUCAACCACACCGACACCCGGUAGUCCAGCCAUAUCUUUAUCUUCUGGCUCUCCUAGAGCCCAGGUCAAGAACAGGUCUUUUUACGCUGCUCUUUCUGAAGUGUCUGAUUCCAUGUCUUCAAACAAAACUUUGACUAUGAAGGAAGCCGUUGUACCGGAUGUGAUGGAUUUACCAAAAACUCCUACCAAAGGUGUUGGCAGUUCUCGUAUAAAGGAACACAAGGGAUCUGUGUCUGCUGUUGAUGCUGAUCAAAACUGUGCAAAUGUUCCAUCCACAACCUCGCUUCGUUCAAAGCAUAAACCUCUCCAGGCAUCUGCUCACACUGGCAUGCAGGAAAUGUGUCAUCUUUCUUUAGAUAAACUCAAGGCUUCAAUUCAUACCAUUCGCCAACAGUCUAAUGCUGACCCAAUUCGGGAUCUGUGCGAAUCUAUCGAAAUGAUGAUAAAUACCGAUUUGAAGAUCGCUUUACCGCCCUUUAGUAGUCCUAUGCCAUUUGUUUCAGAAAAAGUUGCUCAAGAACUGCUCAAGUAUACUUUGGAUUGCCGUCCUGAAAUCUUGGAAAAUGGGCUUGUUUCUAUUGGGAAGGAUUUAGUGGAAGGUCAAAAGAAAGCCAAUGCGCUCAGUACAUCGAAUACCUUUACUACUAUUGGGAAUCAGCUACUCAUUCAAAUUAUUGCCAUGUCGCAUCCUCAUCUCUUUUUUGGCCAUUUCAACGAAUCUGCAGAUAAGCAAUCUCCUGCAAAAAUACUUUUAAAGACAUACAGCUCCACUCUUUUUUCUAAUCCUGCCGUGGGUCACACCAUGCUAUGGAUCUUUGCACAACAAAGUGUCGUCUUUUCUGAUCGUAUUCGCGAACCACAUCCUAAAAGCCUAGAGUAUUGGUUCACAUACUUUGUGCCCAUUUUUGUAGAAGGCUAUGAAAACACUACUACUGGAGUCUUGUCUACUACUACAAGUAAAUCCAAAGCCACACACACCGAAGAAGUCAAUUCAAAUGCUGCUAUUUCUAUCCAAAAAAACUCUUUAGUGUAUGCAGAGUAUUUACUUGACAGGCUGGAAGCUCGAUUGUUUUCUACAGAAAAAACCAAGAUUUCUUUACCCUUUAUCAAAGCUGAGCAAAUGGCUCAACUAUUUGAUGCUGCAUUUAAACACGAUGCUUCUUCAAACAAACGCAGGAAAAUGCUAGACCAUCAAACUCGACUGCGUUUACUUUUCACCAAAAUCAAGAAUCAAAUGUUUGACUCGGAAACUCCAAAUAUUGCAACCGAGUCUCACUCAGUGGUUUUUUUGACUUUUCUCAAAAAAUUGGGAACUGUUACCGACAAACCUGGUGUAGAUAUGAUUGUUUCUGUUCUUGGAGAAAUUUUGGCAAUUGCUACACGUCAAUCGACUGUAACCAGAAACUCCAAAACCAUUUCGCCAGAUGUACUAACUACGUGGGUGGAUCAAUACUCAUCUCACACUCAUGAAUCAAACCUUUUGGUUGAAUAUCUCUAUUCAGACUUUAUCAAUUCCAAAACGAGUUGGCUUGCAAAACAGAAUGCUGGUUUUUGUAGUGAUAUUGACUAUUCAAAACUGAAAAGCUCUUUAAUGACAAUGAUGAAGUCAAACAAAGCUUUACAUUUGCAGGAUGCACCUAAAAAAUCUUUGCAUAUCAAGGGAAAGAAAAUGCACACUACUUUUAAAAGUGUUGAUCAUGAGCUGGAUCCGGAUGCUAUUAUGAAAGCUGAUUCGGCCGAUAAACUAUUCAAGAAAUUUUUAAAAGCUCUUGCUCAAGACAAUGGAUCAAAGUGUUUUUAUUUUGCAACGUUUUUAUCAGCACUUUUUGGUAUACUAUUGACCUGCUUUGUAUACUACACUCUUGUACAUGUUGCUUGCGAUCCCAUGUCCUCUAGAUCUCAAGUGGUAUGUCCUGUCGAUGCUAUACAGCUUCAUAAAUCACUCCAGCAAUCGCAGUUAUGGAUACUUUCUGAAGCUGAUUUUGCUAGUCAUCGGGUGGAUACUUUACGAAACCAAACUGUACAGCUUACCAAGCAAGUUUGGAAAGAUAUUGCAGAUCAUCACGCAUUGACUAAUUUUGUCAAGACUGUAAAAGAUGCAACUGGUCUUUCUGAUUCUGAUAUUAAAAUAGCCACUGAAGAAACCUAUCGUAUAGCUGUUCAUGUUCCAGGUCAAGUGUUGACUUUUGCAAGUCUCCAAUGGCAUGAUAUGCUGUCCUCGGAAUCAUUUAUUCAUGUCUUGGACGUGAUGUCAAAGCAACAGGCGUAUGUAUGGAAGAAUUUCAAACUACAUUGGCACCUAGCAGCAGUAUAUGUGGUUGACGAUGUGAUUCCACGCAUCGUUUCAACAGGACAGGCAGGUAUGUUGUGGGUUUCCCAAAUCCGAUACUCUUUAAUACGCCAAUCGAUUGCCGAGUAUGCUCGUCGUGGUCGAAAACUAGUUGCAUUUGUCAAUAGCUAUAUUUCUAUAGCAGUGCAAGAAAAAUGGCAUCAGUAUCAAAUGGCAGAGAGAAUGACAGAGUUUAGAUCCUCGAUCCUUCAAAGCAAUUAUGGAAACAAAAUGUUGCAUCUAUAUGACUCUCAGAUUCAUAUUGGCAGCUUUUACGCCUCUUCUCCAAGAUACUAUUGUGAAUCCUUUGUUCAACUAUCAGAAACCACGAUUGCUUCCAUGCAAAUGCUUUUGCACUCCAUCUGGCGAUGUGUCGAAAACGACAUUUCCGAAACUGAAUGGCAACAGUUUUCCCAAUACGUGGCAAGUACUUGUACCGACAUUCAAACAAAAGUUCUGUUGGCUUUUGGGGUAAAAACGCAGUGA
Batrachochytrium dendrobatidis JAM81 is the source of this 3501-nucleotide messenger RNA. RefSeq lists its product as uncharacterized. The record is from RefSeq and is a predicted model, not a curated record. The transcript has 11 exons. The coding region runs from base 1 to 3501 and encodes 1166 amino acids. Lineage: Eukaryota; Fungi; Chytridiomycota; Chytridiomycetes; Rhizophydiales.